Pseudo-nitzschia multistriata is the source of this 3079-nucleotide messenger RNA. The record is from the annotation of a GenBank genome assembly. Lineage: Eukaryota; Bacillariophyta; Bacillariophyceae; Bacillariales; Bacillariaceae.
AGAGUAGAACAGGGUUCGACAUUUGUGCCAAUGAAACAAAAAUAGGAACAAAGAACGUAUAGAAUAAAUAGAGAGAUAGACAGAUAAGAUGAGGCAGAACAUCCAGGUGUUGCCAAUAAUGGUAUUGGCAGCCGCUGCCUUGCAACUCUCGAUAGGAUGCCUUCCUUUCCAACCGCCAAUAACGAGCAGAAGGAUACAAACUGCAGUCUACGAUUAUCGAUUGGAAGCUACCACCAGCCAACAAAACCAAAGCGAAAACGAGAAUGAAAGAACAAAAAUUAGAGACAAAUCUUUUGCCACUUCCUCCAGCCGGAGACGAUUUCUUGCGGUUGCCGUCGCCACGGGUGUGUCCACGACGAUACCGGGUAUCUCUACUCCCGCUCGAGCGGCAACUACCACGGAAUGGUUCGAUCCAUCCGACCUCGACGGGGACGAACCAAUUCCACAUCUCCCGUGGAAAAUUGAUCCAAUCAACAAGCGGUCGGGGGUGACCGUGGAAGACGCCGAGCGGGCCGGAUACAGCGUGGCUUUUGUGACCUACCUCGCCCGGUUCCUCCUAAAUUUUGACACCAACUGCCAGCUCUGGUGGUUUUCCUCGAGGCGGAUUCCCAGGGGGAAGAACAAGCAAUCCUUGGACGGCGUUGAUUCUUCUUCCUACGAGCAACUCCGGUAUGAACAAUUCUCGAAGUUCGCUGCCUCCGUCGAGGUCGGUCUUGCCCAGUCCUACGCCAAUGGCAAGGAGGGACCCACGAUCUUGCUCGAGGAACUAGUGCAACGAUACGGUACAAUAGAAGCUUAUAGAGAGAACGACAACAACGAAAAAGAUUGGGAGAGGUCUGCAAAGGCGGCAAGGCGGCACAUCGCCUUGUUGUUUGGAUUCCUCGAAAAACGACAGCCAACAGAAGCCCUCGGAGAACUUUUGGUCUCUUUGGAGGACGCUUCGAUUGCUACCGUUGAGCUCUCUAACAAAGAAGCUGAUUCCGAAGGCAGUAUAAGCUACAACUACCAAUUACCACAGCGAAAGAUUUCUCGUUUGUCGCUGCUUUCCGGAUAUGACUCGUCGGAUCCCCCAGCGAUCGAAUUUGGUGACUACCGCAACAACGAGAGCAGAGUUGCUGCCAGGGGUCAUGCCGUUUUGAAACCGACGGGUCGAUUGCUCCGCAUCGACGUGACGGACUCAGGAAGUGUCACGUAUUCUAAGCCACCAAUCGUGAUUGUGAACAAUUUGGCUGGCGAUGAUAUUGCAGAAGGCGUCACCAACCUGGAUAGGGAUGGAAGAAUAAAAUCCGUUGCUAUUCUGGAACCGGGAAAUAACUUUAACAUCGAUAAUGGUGAUUUCGAAUUCAGGGUGGUCGAACCGUUUGCAACGGACGCCAAAUUGGUCAAAAGAGGCACCAACAAAUCGGCAGCGACGACAACAGAACCUUCGUUCCGUGUCGUUUUGGAUAAUGCCAUAACGAAAAUCGAAAUAACUGAUCCAGGUUCCGGUUACUCCAAGGAUAAACGAAUCAAUGUGUAUGCUGUUGCAAAUUCCCAAAAUAUCAAUAGGUCGUUGCAGCAGCAACAACAACAACGAAUUUUGGUGGGAACUACGUGCCCAAAGCUAGUGUCGAAUUCUUUCAUGGAUUUUCGGACUAAGAAGGACAUGGACAGGAUCGAAGAAAUCCAGCGAAACUUUCACAGGAAAAUUCCCCCUUUCCGCUAUUCUUCUCUCUCCAUUGCCGAUGAUGAUUUUGGUGGCUUUCAAACACUGCCUUUCUGGACCGAAAAAGGCAACCCCGGUAGUAACGGUGAGUACAUGCGGUUGCUACCAGGGGGCGUUGGCUUGGAAUACGAUUCCAGAUUGAAACGAUACGUUGUGGCUGUUGACAAAACAUUCCAAAAGACGUACGCACCGUACCUGCCGAAUGAUGGCAGUGGCACUACCAACAAUAGCAACUAUUCCCCCCUUUGGUCAACUUUUGGACCCAGAGCUCGAUCUCCUAUCGAACGGGAUCGUGACCUAGAUCUUUCUGAAUAUGCAAGAUUUGGAUUAUCUGGCGCUAUUUGCCUUUCCGCAGUUUGCUUGACAUUAACUCCACUGGAUGUUCUCAAAACAAAACAGCAGACAAAUCCAUCCAAGUAUACCAGUAUGGGGCGUUCGAUUCAAGCUGUCAUGCAGGACGAGGGGCUAUCAACGUUAUUUACUGGUUGGUCUCCAACCCUAUCGGGGAAUUUCCUGUCAGGGGGUGCACAGUACGCAUCGAUCGAAUUCUUGCGAAGAACAUUCACGGCUAUGGCCGGAUUAGAUGCGGCUCGAUUGGAGGUUCCCAUCAUCUUGCUUGCUUCGGGGAUUGCAUCCGCUAUCGCAGGAAUCAUUUACUGCCCCUUCGAGACCGUACGAAUACGAACCGUUGCACAGCCCAAAUUCGCAACAAAUGCUGCGGGGACACUUCAACGGAUCUUGGAGGAGGAAGGUGUGGCGUCCCUCGUGAACACUGUUCCCAUAUUUCUCUUCAAGUACGUCCCAUAUGCGAUUACCAAAUUCACUGUAUUCGAUAUCUCCACGGCCCGCCUUUAUGAGGCGUUUCCUGCGGCAAGGGAAGAAUUGCAACUAUCUUUGCUUGUGAGUUUGGCUGGGGGUAUGCUCGGAGGAACGGCUGCUGCAAUUGUAAGCAAUCCAUCAGAUUGCAUCAUCAGCGAAGUCAAGAAGUCGAAAGAAGCUGACGUCUCGGUGUUCGAAGCUAUUGCUACUAUUCAAGCACGUGGCGGAGGGGGCGUGCUCGGCCCGUUCUUUGUGGGUCUUCCCCUUCGAAUUCUGCGGUACACUACUAUCGCCAGCCUUUCGUUUGUGGCGUACGAUGCGAUUCGGUUCGCGUUUGGAAUAGGAAGCGACGAUCUAAAAUUAUAUCUGGAUGUUCUUGGCGGGGCCUUGCAGAAAUGAACACAAUGAUCCAUAGCUUGUACGCAAAUCAUGAGGGUGAAGAAUCCGCAAAUCUCAGUUACAACCAUUUCAUAUUGUAAAUUAGUUCUUUGACAUGUUGGUAUCAUCUUGUCCAAUUCACGGCACUACAUAGCAAAAUAUAUGACUGACGUGCUU